This is a messenger RNA of Anthonomus grandis grandis, 1359 nucleotides long. RefSeq lists its product as uncharacterized. Bases 1 to 1359 code for a protein of 452 amino acids. The record is from RefSeq and is a predicted model, not a curated record. The transcript has a single exon. Lineage: Eukaryota; Metazoa; Arthropoda; Insecta; Coleoptera; Curculionidae. Gene Ontology annotation, molecular function: nucleic acid binding.
AUGGAACAGGGAGAAGCUUCGACUAGUCGUGAACCUCCUCCAAAAAAAGUGAAAAAACAUUUAACUAUGGGCGAACAUGCAAUGGUAAAAACUGUAUAUGAAAGUAUUCGCGCUCAAAAUCCCGAUUUAUGUGCCGAAGACGCAGCAAAUUUUUGCGGAAGUUUAACAAAAUUAUGUCCUAGGACAGUUUUCCGAUCGCUUAAAGUUAAUAACAAGAAGCAAAAAAAGGAAACAAGAGGUAGAAAGAAAAUUGUUCUAGAGGAUGAUAUAAAAUAUAUACUUCGCCGCAAAGUGCACAGUUUUUUUUUUAGAAAUGAAAUGCCAACACUAAAGAAAAUUAAGGCUGAAGUAGAUGAUGAUGAUUCUUUAACCAAAAUAUCCCUUGGAGUUUUAAAGCGAACAUUACGCGGUUUAAACUUCCGGUAUUUGAAGCGAAAUCGCAAAAGCUUUUUAAUUGAGAAAGAUGACAUUGUGUUGUGGCGAAGAAAAUUUUUAAAACAAAUACGUGACCAUAGGCUUAAAGGGAAUAAGAUCUAUUAUACUGACGAGACUUGGUUAAAUGAGGGACACACUCGCUCAAAAGUAUGGCAGGACUUAAAUGUCACAAGCUCACGGCAAGCAUUCCUUGACGGGUUAUCGACAGGCUUGAAAUGUCCUUCCGGUAAGGGCCGUCGUCUGAUUAUUACCCACAUAGGUAGUAACUCUGGAUUUUUGGAUGGCGGGCUUAACGUUUUCGAAUCUAAAAAAAGUGGCGACUACCAUCAAGAUAUGAACAGUGACGUAUUUGAAAAGUGGUUUUCAUCAGUAUUACGGCUUGUGGAACCCGGUUCGGUGAUCGUUAUAGACAAUGCGCCGUAUCACAGUCGCCGAGUAGAAAAAUUACCUACGUCUGCUUGGCAAAAAGCCGACAUAAUAGACUGGAUAAAAUCAAAAGACAUCCAGUUUGAUGAAAAUUUGCUAAAAGUACAAUUGCUUGAUAUUGUCCGGGUACAUAAAGACCGGUAUAUUAAAUAUGUUGUCGAUGAAAUGGCGCAUAAAUGUGGAGUUACUCUAUUGCGAUUACCUCCAUACCACUGUGAGCUAAAUCCGAUAGAACUUAUAUGGGCGCAGAUAAAAGGUGAAGUUGCGAGAAAAAAUACAACCUUUAAAUUAAAUGACGUUAAGCUGUUGUUAAGUGAAGCUAUUAAUGGCGUGACAGCAGAUGAUUGGAAGAAGUGUAUUGGGCACGUCAUUAAAGAAGAACAAAAAAUGUGGGAUUUGGAUACGCAAGCUGAAGUUAUGGUUGAACCUCUUAUUAUCACUCCUGGUUUCGAAAGUAGUGAUAGUGACGAUUCUUGGACCGCAUCAGAUAGCGAAUGA